AUGCCCGCUGCCAGGGAAGAUAAUGCCUCCACCAAUAAUGCAGGAUCAGACUUCCGCAUCGCAAUCGUGGGCGGAGGCAUAGGCGGACUCUCAGCCGCACUGAGCAUUGGGACGUACUGUCCUGGUCUGACGGCAAGAAAUGUGACCGUCUACGAGCAAGCGCAUGCUUACACUGAGAUUGGCGCUGGGGUCAGUAUCGGCAUCUCUGCAGGCAGGGUGUUGAAGAAGCUGGGGGUGUGGGAAGCCGUGGAUGCCAUCUCGGGGUACCGCACCAAUGUGCACCGGAGUAAUCGUCGCUGGGACACGGAUGAAUUGAUUGUGGACGCCCCGGCAUUCAACACGGGAGGGUCGCAGGAGGAGGUGCGGCAGCUAUGGCUUCAUCGCGCCGAGUUCCUUGACGUCCUGUACAGCGAGGUGAAGAAAAGGGACUGUGCGACGCUGGAGACGAAUGAAAGGGUGGUUCACCUGGAGGACCAUGGCUCUACUGUCACGCUCCAUCUCGCUGAUGGCACCACCGCCUCGGCUGACCUCGUCAUUGGCUGCGAUGGCAUUCACAGCGCCGUGCGGUCUCAGUUCGUCGUCGACAAGCCCGUCUAUUCGGGCCGCAUCGCGUUCCGUGGAGUUAUCCCCAUGUCUGUCGUGGCAGAUGAUUGGCCUUACUCUUCGUGGACGCUGUCCUGGCUGGCCCCGGGCAAACACUUCCUCGCAUUUGGCAUGUCGCAGAACAGACUGAUGAACGUGGUCGCGUUCGUGGCCAAGCCGGAAAGCGAGCUCCAGGGGCUGAAGGAGAGUUGGAGGAGCGAGGCGCCCCGGGAGGCCAUCGAGAAGGAAUACGCAGGAUGGUGUCCGACCGUGCAGCGCAUCAUCCAAGCCAUGCCCUCGACCAUCAGCGAGUGGAAGAUCAACGACCGAGAAGUCCUGUCCCAGUGGGUUUACAUGGAUGGCAAGGUGGUUCUGAGCGGAGACGCCGCACACGCAAUGUUGCCGAUGCAGGGUUCCGGAGCCGGCCUGUCGAUCGAAGACGCCAACGUCCUUGGAUUUGCCGUGCGUGACUACCUUGACAAUCCGGGCGUUGGCUUGGAGAAAUAUAUGAUGAAAUACCAGACUGCGCGAGUACAUCGAGCCCAAAAGGCCCAGGUCACGUCGCGACAGGCUGCUGCCGUGUACGAUAUGGAUGGGCCGGACUUUGAGGGAAAGACGUUCGAGGAGCGUCUGCCGGUGGUACGGGACAAGGUAGAAUCACGGAUGGCAUGGCUGUGGAAGUCAGACCUUGAAGCAGACUGGGCGGCUGUGGGCGACGCAUGA
Messenger RNA from Cladophialophora yegresii CBS 114405, 1305 nucleotides. RefSeq lists its product as uncharacterized. Gene Ontology annotation, molecular function: FAD binding. The transcript has 3 exons. The record is from RefSeq and is a predicted model, not a curated record. Bases 1 to 1305 code for a protein of 434 amino acids. Gene Ontology annotation, biological process: secondary metabolite biosynthetic process. Lineage: Eukaryota; Fungi; Ascomycota; Eurotiomycetes; Chaetothyriales; Herpotrichiellaceae.